CGCCCCCGCGCCGGUGAUGGGGACGCGGCGCUGAGGAAGGGCUUGGGCGGCAGCGGGGAGAGCGUGCGUGCGUGCGGGCGGCAGCCGGGGCGCCGCCGCCGGCAGCAGCGGCAGCGUGCGGAGGACGGGGCAUGCGGAGCGGGCGCCGCCGGGGGGCUGCAGCUGUGGGCUCCGCGGCGCUGAGGAAGGAGGCGGCGGCGGCGGCGGCGGUGGUGGUUCCUCCGCCGGGCUCAGUGUGACCGCGUCGCUGCGCCCGGCAGCCGCAGGAAGAGGGGGGCCGGGGCGGCAGCGGUCCUUCCCCGGUGGCGGCGAGCGGGAGGCGGCGGUUCCCCCGCGGCUGUAAGAGGCGGCGGCGGCAGCCCGGCUGCGCAACGGCGACGGCGGCCGCGCCUCAAGUUGGUGCGAGGCAGCGGCCGCCGCGACGAGCGGGCGGUGGGCGGCUCGUCCCCGUCCCCGCCGCCGCCCGGAGGUUUUACCCGGCGGGACUCUCCUCCUCCGGGCUCCCGGUGACAGGCGCAGCAGCGGCGGGGCCGGCGGCGCCCAUUGCCUCCCCCCGACGGUCGGCCGCCCCGCAGCGACAGAGAGGGCCGAGGACAGCCUUAAGACCUUGUGGAUGGAAGACCUCUUGUGCUUCUACGUUCAUGUCAGAAUGGCCUAGGCCAGUCUGUUGCUCUAUGGUUCCUACCACAGGCACUCUACAGCAAUGUAUUGGGAUUUUGCCACCAGUGCUAGUGGACCAUCCAGAUGGCUGUAAACCUGCAGAGGAGAUAUAGAACGGGGUCUCUCAAACUGGAUUAAAGAAACCUGUUGAUGUUUUUAUUUAUACUUUUUUUUAUUUUUGUAUUUGACUUAAAGUGCCAUGAAAAAAUUUGCAUAUUGCAAGGUGGUCCUUGCCACCUCUUUGGUUUGGGUCCUUCUGGAUAUGUUUCUAUUGCUGUACUUCAGUGAAUGCAACAAAUGUGACGAGAAAAAAGAACGAGGCCUCCCUGCUGGAGAUGUUCCAGAACCUAUACAAAAACCACAUGAAGGACCUGGAGAGAUGGGGAAGCCUGUGGUCAUUCCAAAAGAGGAGCAAGAAAAAAUGAAAGAAAUGUUUAAAAUAAAUCAAUUUAAUUUAAUGGCAAGUGAAAUGAUUGCACUCAACAGAUCUUUACCUGAUGUCAGGUUAGAAGGGUGUAAAACGAAGGUGUACGCAGACAACCUUCCCACAACAAGCGUUGUCAUUGUUUUUCACAAUGAGGCUUGGAGCACGCUUCUACGAACUGUUCACAGUGUGAUAAACCGGUCACCACGACACAUGCUGGAGGAAAUCGUCCUCGUCGAUGAUGCCAGUGAAAGAGACUUCUUGAAAAGACCGCUGGAGAAUUAUGUGAAAAAAUUAAAAGUACCUGUUCAUGUGAUUCGAAUGGAGCAGCGUUCUGGAUUGAUUAGAGCCAGAUUAAAGGGGGCUGCUGUUUCUAAAGGCCAGGUCAUCACCUUCCUAGAUGCUCAUUGCGAAUGUACAGUCGGCUGGCUUGAACCUCUGCUGGCAAGGAUCAAAGCUGACAGGAGAACAGUAGUGUGUCCCAUCAUUGAUGUAAUUAGCGAUGACACCUUUGAAUAUAUGGCAGGUUCUGAUAUGACCUAUGGUGGAUUCAACUGGAAGUUGAAUUUCCGUUGGUAUCCUGUUCCUCAGAGAGAGAUGGAUCGGCGGAAAGGAGAUCGAACCCUUCCUGUUAGGACACCUACCAUGGCAGGAGGUCUUUUUUCAAUAGACAGAGAUUACUUUCAGGAAAUUGGAACAUACGAUGCUGGAAUGGAUAUUUGGGGUGGAGAAAACUUAGAAAUUUCUUUCAGGAUUUGGCAGUGUGGUGGCACUUUGGAAAUUGUAACUUGUUCACAUGUCGGGCAUGUGUUCAGAAAAGCAACACCAUACACUUUUCCAGGAGGUACAGGGCAGAUAAUCAACAAAAACAACAGGCGGCUUGCAGAAGUCUGGAUGGAUGAAUUCAAAAACUUUUUUUACAUCAUUUCCCCAGGAGUUACUAAAGUCGAUUAUGGGGACAUAUCAACACGACUUGGACUAAGACGCAAGCUCCAGUGCAAGCCUUUCUCCUGGUACCUGGAGAAUGUUUAUCCUGAUUCCCAAAUUCCACGCCAUUAUUUUUCUCUGGGAGAGAUAAGAAACGUGGAGACAAACCAAUGUCUGGAUAACAUGGCAAGAAAAGAAAACGAGAAAGUUGGAAUCUUUAACUGCCAUGGAAUGGGUGGCAAUCAGGUCUUCUCAUACACUGCCAACAAAGAAAUUCGAACAGAUGAUUUGUGUUUAGAUGUAUCCAAACUUAAUGGCCCAGUAACGAUGCUCAAGUGCCACCAUCUAAAAGGAAACCAACUUUGGGAAUAUGAUCCAGUGAAAUUAACCCUGUUGCAUGUGAACAGUAACCAGUGCCUGGACAAAGCCACCGAAGAGGACAGCCAGGUACCCAGCAUCAGAGACUGCAACGGCAGCCGCUCCCAGCAGUGGCUGCUUCGCAAUGUCACCCUUCCAGAAAUAUUCUGAGAGGUUCUAAAGAAAAGCAAGGAUUGACUGGGCUACCUCGGCUGAUACUUUGGCUACACUGUUAAGUAGCAACAGAAGAAACUUCUGCUCGGCAGAAUCCACAGUUCGUCAGCUGUUAGAACUCCUGCAGCUUCUCAGUAGCUGCGAACCAGCCUUCCUCUAUAAGGAUGUGAAACUACCACACAUACUAGUGAAACUGCGCCCACUGAUGUUUACAAGAUCGAAAGAGUUUCUUCCAGCAAAUAAUUUAGAGAACGUUUGGACAGUGGAAACAUAAUCAGUGAAAUAGUCUCUCUGAAGAGCUGCAUAUCGUUGUAGUUUGCUUGCACAUCAGGAACCUCUGCUGAAAGUGCUGUUGUAAUGAAGAAAGUUCCAAGAAUUAUUUUUUUUUUCCUGGUUAGCAGUGGUAACCAGGCUACUAAAUAUAGAUCCACAAAUAAAUGAGAGAGAGCUGGAAACCAGAUUCAGUAACACAAAAUAAGAAUUCUGUGGUUUAAAAACAAAAAGUAAACAGGGUUUAAUGGAAACUAAAUCAGAACUAUGAGAAGUACAAUUUGUUAUAGUGAAGUAUCAAAUUUAUAUGUAGAUUUUAUACCUCAGUGGGGGAAAAUAACCAAGUCAAAAGGCAAUUGUUUCUCUUUUUCAAUUGUGUGAUAGUCCAUAAAUACUUUUUUUUUUUUCUGGUGGGUCUAAAAUUAUUUUGGGCGCAAACGAAAUGAGUAUAAGAAUAAACUUAGUCCUUGGAUGUCA
Molecule: messenger RNA, 3289 nt
Organism: Chroicocephalus ridibundus (black-headed gull)
Lineage: Eukaryota; Metazoa; Chordata; Aves; Charadriiformes; Laridae
Gene: GALNT1
Product: polypeptide N-acetylgalactosaminyltransferase 1
Exons: 13
Coding region: 860-2539 (559 amino acids)
Biological process (GO): protein O-linked glycosylation
Cellular component (GO): Golgi apparatus
Molecular function (GO): polypeptide N-acetylgalactosaminyltransferase activity
Source: RefSeq, a predicted model, not a curated record